UUAACGGCCCUGUAUUACUAUCUCACUCGCACGUUUAACUACUGGACAAAACGUGGCGUCAAGCAUGAUACACCAAUCCCGCUGUUUGGCACCAAUGCGAAGAACUUUCUAUUACGUGCUAACCCUGUCGAUAUGGCUAGAGAAGCAUAUAAGAAGUACCCAGAAGAACAGUUAAUAGGAUUCUUCCGAGGUUCUCGUCCAGAACUGAUAAUCAGAGAUCCGGAGCUCGCCAAACGAAUUUUGACUAGUGACUUCAACUCUUUCCACCGCCGGGGUAUCGUGGAUUCGUCUACAAUGGAGCCUUUACAGAAACAGCAAGUUGCUGCAGACGAUGAUCUGUGGCGUCAGCUGAGAUUCCGAAUGACACCUGCCUUCUCAAGUGGAAAACUGAAAGCGAUGUUCCCUUUGAUCGUGGAGCGAGCGGAGAUCUUACAAGCACGACUCAAGCAGAUAUCAGGCAGCAAACUACCUGCGGACGCUAGGGACCUCAUGGCACGCUUCACUAAUGAUAUAAUCGGUUCAGCUGGCUUCGGGGUCAUCUCCGAUUCCCUCAACAACAACGAAGAUGCCAUGCGGAAGCUCGGACUCAAAAUCUUCACCAUCAACUUUACGCGCGUCGUAAACCAAACAUUGAAGACCCUUAGCCCAACAUUGUUUGGACAUUUGAAGAUUCUUGGACACGUGGAGAAAGAUGUCGUCGACAUGGUCCGGACGGUCAUGCAGCAGCGGAAUUAUGAACCUAGCGGCAGACACGACUUUAUUGAUAUACUUUUGGAGUGUAAGAAGAAAGGAGCUAUGAUAGGAGACUCCAUAGUAGAGAUGAAUGCGGAUGGGACUCCUAAGAAAGUUUCAAUAGAGAUGGAUGAAACUAUAAUGGCGGCGCAGAGUUUCUUAUUCUUUGCGGCUGGAUUUGAAACCUCAUCUUCAGUUAGCAGCUACACUUUGCAUGAGCUGGCCUAUAAUACUCAAGUUCAAGAAAAGGUACAAGAAGAAAUCGAUAAAGUGUUAGCCAAAUACGAUAACAAGCUAUGUUAUGAUGCGAUCAGUGAAAUGACUUAUCUAAGAUGGUGUUUGAAUGAAGCAAUGAGGAUGUUUCCAUCAGUGGGUAUAUUGCGUCGUCAAAGUGUGCACGCUUAUACCUUCCCUGGGACAAAAGUGACCAUCGACGGUGGUGUGACAGUGAUUAUACCUUUAGAAGCUUAUCAGAAUGAUCCGAAGAUAUUCCCUGAGCCCCGAGAGUUUCGACCGGAGCGCUUUGAUCUAGAAGUAAUGACGCGUGAGCAAAAAUUGGCGUAUCUGCCGUUCGGGGGCGGACCUCGUGCUUGUAUUGGGGAGCGUCUAGGCGUGAUGCAAUCCAUGGCUGGACUGGCGGCAGUGUUGGCACAGUACUCAGUGCGGCCGGCGGGAGGGCCAAGACAUCCAACCUCGAGCCCUUUCUCAGGCGCUGUCAACUUUAUUAAGGGAGGAUUGCCACUUAUAUUUGAGAAGAGAAACUAAAUGUUUACAAAACAUCAAGAA
Messenger RNA from Leguminivora glycinivorella, 1518 nucleotides. RefSeq names its product cytochrome P450 6B1-like. Lineage: Eukaryota; Metazoa; Arthropoda; Insecta; Lepidoptera; Tortricidae. The record is from RefSeq and is a predicted model, not a curated record. The transcript is spliced from 3 exons. The coding region runs from base 133 to 1497 and encodes 454 amino acids. Gene Ontology annotation, molecular function: heme binding; monooxygenase activity; oxidoreductase activity, acting on paired donors, with incorporation or reduction of molecular oxygen.